AUGCCAAAAAAGUUGACUAUUCUCGUGUCGGCGUGCAACGAAGCGGGCCAUCUGAAUGCCGUUACGGGAGAAACGCUGGAGCUGAAGAGACGUGGACAUCGAGUGGUGUUCAUUCUGCCCGAGACAUGGCGAGGAAAGUUAGCCAGGCACGGAUUUGAAGAGCACGUCUAUCAAACGGAGAAGCCGGCCAGCGCCAAUGAGCACCCGGGCGAGCACAAUGCGAAAAUACUGUUUGAGUAUAAAAUGUUGGGCAAUUACACGCCACUGGAGAAGAUGCAGGAGCUGGUGAAGAUCUUCGAUUCAGAGCACCAUUUGUCGGAAAUACGGGAGAAUGACAAGGCGGUGAAAGUGGCGCUGAAAAAGUACCAGCCAGAUGUGAUUAUCGUCGAUGCGCACUCACUUUCACCCGCCAUUUACACGUCGGGAAUUCCGUGGAUCAAAAGUUGCUCAAUGAAUCCACUUUUCGAAGUGUGGGACUCUGAUUUGCCACCAGGCGGUUCAGGUCUAUCUCAGAACAGCGAUCGAUCUAAAUGGACUGAAUUUGUUUCUCUUCGUAAAAAGAUUUUUGCUUCGCCCGUUUUCAGCAAUCUCCUAAAGGAAAUGGGUUAUGAGCCGUAUGCGAAUGAUAUUAAGUUUCCUCCGACGGAAAUUCUAACCGUCUACGCCUGUCCAGAAGAGUUGAACUACCCCCAAAUUCGCCAAAAUGGCUGGCACAACUUGGAAGCAUUCAAUAAAGUGGAUGCAAGCGGAACUGUUGCAAGGCUUGAGGAUAUUCUACCCAAAGAAUUUAUGGAAAAUAAUCUCAAUGGGACAUUCUCUGGCAAGUACAUUUACUUUUCUCUAGGAUCAAUGGCUAGUGUUGAUGUAAACUUGAUGAGACGCAUGACUGGCGUUCUCUCAAAAACGCCUCACAAGUACAUCGUUUCAAAGGGACCACGCCACGAUCAGUUUGAACUUCCGGCAAACAUGUGGGGUGAUCAGUACUUGCCACAGACAAAGAUUAUUCCGAUUGUUGACUUGGUCAUCACCCAUGGUGGAAAUAACACUGUCACCGAGACGUUUGCCACCGGAACUCCAAUGGUCGCAAUGCCCAUGUUCGCCGAUCAAUUCGACAACGCUCAGCGUCUGGUUGAAACUGGACUUGGUGUUCGGGUGAUGCCAUAUGAUUUUGAAGAUUCAGAACUGAUCGCAGCGGUUGAGAAGGCUCUCGGUGAUGAGGAGAUUAAACGGCGUCUACAAGUGGCAGCAAAGCGAAUUCAGUCGGAAAAGCGCCAUGAACAGCUGGCUGAUAAGAUUGAGCAGUUGCUGGCCAAAUAA
This is a messenger RNA of Rhagoletis zephyria (snowberry fruit fly), 1317 nucleotides long. NCBI's taxonomy places the organism in Eukaryota, Metazoa, Arthropoda, Insecta, Diptera, Tephritidae. The record is from RefSeq and is a predicted model, not a curated record.